Molecule: messenger RNA, 4187 nt
Organism: Rhodamnia argentea
Lineage: Eukaryota; Viridiplantae; Streptophyta; Magnoliopsida; Myrtales; Myrtaceae
Exons: 4
Coding region: 1475-3910 (811 amino acids)
Molecular function (GO): RNA-DNA hybrid ribonuclease activity; protein binding; nucleic acid binding
Source: RefSeq, a predicted model, not a curated record
AAUUUUCUAAUUGGCAAGUAGAUUGAAGAGCAAAAUCUCGGGGCUCCCAUUCACUGCUGCCACAUUGUUCACCAAGAAAUUGCUGUGAGCUGAACUGGUUGCAUAGGUUUUCAGAAAUGCUAACGGUGGAGUUCGCUCGUCGGUAUUUUGAUUGUAAGGCUGGAGUAUUCAUGGAAUUCGACCAAGGUACCCCGAGAUGGAAAACAAAUGUAUGUGGAUAGAUAAACCAAAUGAAGAUAUAAACUAGGAAUUUUAUCAGCCUCUGCAGGAUUGACAAAACCAUUGAUCGUUAAUGGCCCCUGUAGACACCAAAACAUAUUUCUGUCAGCAUGUUAGAAAAUUGUACAACUUUGAGUCCCUCCAUGACAUCGCAACAUGGAUGAAUAUGUUCAAAUAGCAAAAGAAAUCCACCAAAAGCUCACAUUGAAAAACCAAGACACGACACCUUGCCGGACCCGUAAUGCUUCUCCAACUUUUUGCAGGCAGCUCGAAACCGGACUCGGGUUGCUGAGGUAUAUCAGGCGACCUGAGAUCAUCCUGAGAAGUUCUUUCGGCAACUGAGACCAAUCGGGAUCCAUUCUCAUCUAGGCCGGGGGUGCCGUCAAAGGCUUGAAGCGCAGUCCUCCGUGUGGCGGGUUCCUCCACUGCUGAACGAACUAACAAACAGGUUGACUGCACAAAUAUUGCGUUACAGUAAACUGAGCUGUGAGCCGUAGUGUAGAGAUACGAGAGCUUCAGCGAAAAUCUGAAUCCAGAGGAGCAUGCAACUGCUAGCUAAGAGCUACUGCUGACGGCGGCAAUGACGGCAAUGCUGAUUUCUUUGAACUCCGGAUCAUUGAUGGGUCCCUUGAGAAGAAGAAGACGACCAAGUCAACAAAGCGAGACACGGGAGGCGUAGGCGUGCCUGCGUGGAUUGGACUCCUGAUUGACCGGCCAACAGCAUCUCCAAACGUGUGAAAAUGAACGGUUGGAGAAUGUCUGCGUUUUUCUUUAUCUUUUUGAUUCUCUGUGGAAACCCACAUUUGAAUCUCGAUUCCGCAAAAGCCAACGAACUCAGACAGGGGAACUCGACACAAAGAUAAAACAAAACCAAGUCCCAAGAUUCCAUUUCCCUUGUAGCACGUUUAAGUUUUUCUUUAUAAUUCCCCAUUGACCCAUGCCCACCUUCUUCGGGAAGGCAUCCUCCAUCUGAUUGACAGGACCACAUAGUUCAAGAAAGCAGCCAUUGCCGGUUGCCACUAGCUGCAGGGUCUUUCCAGCGAGCAAUAGCAUCUUCAUUUGAUUGCUCUUCAAUGUCCAGAUUUGAUGUGAGAGUGCCCGGCAAUGGAUGGAACUCGGCGGGUCCUUACUGAGUUGUACUCAUUUUGGAAACAGUGGAAACAUUUCACCUGUUUGUUGAUUCGCUUCCUCAGAUGCAUGUACAGAGGAGAUAACCCGCAGGACACAGAAGCAGUGCUUUGAUCAUCAGCUCAGGAUGGCCGUGGAGCCUGAUUGGCCUCAGUUGCCCAAAGAACUUCUGGAGAUGAUCUCGGAUCGGCUAACCGGACUAGGCGAUCAUGUCCGAUUUCGAGCUGUCUGUCGAAGUUGGGCAAGCAUCAGACCUCCUUCCAGGGUACCUCAUCAAAUGCCAUGGCUACUCCACCCUUGUAAUCAGGACACUGAUAGAAGAACUUUUGUCAGCAUUUGGGAGAACAAGUUCUACCGAUUCAGCUCACGAGAAUUUCUUGGCAAAAGAUGCUGUGGUUCCUCUUAUGGUUGGCUGGCAUUGCUAGAUGGAACUCCUGAAAUUUUACUCUUUAAUCCACUCACUGAAGAGAAAAUUCUUCUCCCAAGCUUGACGAGAUUGCCGGAGGUCCUUGAGUUUCACGAAAAGGAUGAGGAAUACCUCUAUCAAGAUUUUAUGGGGGAGCACCACACUGUAGACAUGAAUAUCAUGAAGAAUUUCUUUGUCCACCGUAUAGCCUUGUCAGGAGAUCCUACUUUGGUAAACCAGAAUUCUUGGGCAGCACUGUGCUAUGAUUUAAGAGCAAAUAGACUGGCUUUUUGUAAGAUACAUGAUAAAUCAUGGACUGUGCUCCAAGACCAACCAUCGAGAUAUGUUGACUUUCUCAUUCACAAAGAGAAACUAUAUGCAGUGGAUUCCACUGGGAGAGUGAUUAUAUGUGACUUAGGUUCCCCUGAGAAUUUGGUCAUUGUUCAGCCUGUAUCAGUAUCUGGAUCUCGCCGCAGAUAUUUGGUUGAACUAAGAGGAGCCUUGCUAAUGGUUUGCGUGCCAAUGGAUAACGUGGUCAACUUAGCUGAGGAAGAAAACUUUUAUGAGGCACUGCUUGAUAGUGACUAUUCUGUUAUUUAUGACUCUGAAGAUGGUGGCAGAAGACCUCUCCACAUGGAAUAUAAGAACAGAGCUCUUUGGUUCCAUGUCUUCGAAUUGGAUGAGGUAGAGCGAAGAUUGGUGAAGGUGAACAACUUGGGCAACCAUGCCCUGUUCUUGAGUCAAAAUUAUUCCCUGUCCUUGUUGGCUUCUGAAGUCCCAGGUUGCAGGGGAAACUGCAUUUAUUACCUUGAUGGUUUCACUGUGAAAGGGGGCACCAACACGAAGAAAGGUUACGAAUUAUGCAGAUUCAACUUGAAGAGUGGAGCUACUCAAUACAUAAUUACACUUGUCUUACAUGUACCCGAUCACUGUCACCCCUUUGGACAGGACACUUGGUUUAUCCCCUCAUCUGUAGCCAACUGGAUGCCUAAACAAAGCUCUCAAUUGGCGGCAGAAGACUCGAUUACAUGGAUUCCAAAUGUCAAAGGAAACUUCUUCAUCAAAUCCGCGCUGGACAUAAAUGGCCAGAUUUCCUUUCCAGGACCCCUAAAACCCCACGAGUGGAAAGCUCUCAUGCAAGUGAACUUGCCUCGGAGACUCCAGUUGCUGCUAUGGAGGGUGGCAUGUGGAGUUCUACCAGCCAAAAUGGUUGCUAAGACUCGGUACCUUGUUCCUGAAUCUCCUUGUCCGUUCUGCCAUCAGGUGAGAGAGUCUUUAGAGCAUCUCCUCCUUUCCUGUCAAUUUACACAAGCAGCGUGGUUGAACUCCGCAUGGCCCCUGCACAUUUCAGCCUUAGAGAAUACUAGAUUAGCAGAUUGGAUUCGAAUAGUUGUCAAUCCAAGCAAUGUGCUUGGCAUCAAUGGUAAUGAAGCGAAAAAGUUCCUCGCUUAUGUUGUUAUGUUCGUUGUCCAUCUUUGGGGGCUCCGAAAUUGGUUAGCGGCCAGUGGAGAGGAGGGCCAACCCUUGGUGUUUGCUCGUGCCCUUAAUGUGAACUAUGGACGUUUCUUGCAAGUGUGGGACUUCAGGCAAGAAAGCGAGUUUCGUGGCGCAAAAUGGGUCCCUCCUCCUCGAAAUAAAGUCAAGGUGAACUUCGAUGUGGCAAUUUGCCUAGAUUUCGCUAUGCUAGCCAUGACUUGCCGGGACAAUGAAGGCAGGUUUCUCCUUGCUUGGACUGAGAGACUGCCUGCUUGCGACCUCAUUGUUGGAGAAGCCAAGGCUGCUUUCUUGGCUGUUUCUACUGCAAUUGAAUAUGGUUUCACUAAGAUCAUAGUGGAAGGCAACGAUCCAGCAGUAAUCCAGCCGUUGCAGCACUGGAAAACUCCUCCCUCUCGAGCCAUCGCCAAUGUAAUUGCUGAUAUCAGGACUCUGCUCGGUUCGACUGUAUCGUGGCGUGUGACCUACGUAUCUGUAAUGGAAAAUUUAGCCACCCAUAAUCUUGCCUGUUGGGCUGCUUUUUAUGAUAGGAGUGGCUCUAUACCAGUCACUUCUCUCCCUUUUUGUGUCAUCUAUGCCGACGACAGAGGUUGCCACCCGAUGUCGGGAUCCAAGCAAGCACGCGAAUGGAGCGGAAACUAUAGGCCGACCCAUCCUUAUUGAAGUUCUUGAUUAUAGCAAGCAAGUUGCUUGCCUUUUUCCUGCUUUUGCGUAGGGACUUCAGCGAUGGAUGCGAUGGAAAAGCUUAAGGUAUGGCGCAUUUGAGAAAUGAAUCUGUCAUUGCUUGACCAUUCACUAAUCUUGAUAAACUUAUCUAGUUAUCUGUCCUCUCCAUGCUCUUGUACCUCCCUGUCUCUCUUUCGUUCAUUGCAGGCUUUCCCAUCUUAAGGUAAUCGCAGCAGACAUAUAAACCCACUGUAGAUGACUGUAAUUAUCAAUU